GUUGCCUAGUCUUAGGGACAGCCUCUCACACACCAUCUCUAUAGCCUCACCAUCUGGGAAACUAACUCACCUGCAAUUUCUCCAACCAAAUAGCCGAAAGCCCAACAUUUUGACUACUGCCAUCUGACAUGGAAGCCCAGCAAAGACACGGACACCACUCACUUUGCCACACCUGCCGGAGAACGGAGAGCAGCAGAAUGAAGGUCAAAAAGAUGUCCUCGACCAGUCGCGCGCUGGUGUUUGCACUGGCCCUGGCGCUCUACGUUGUGGAAAUGGCCUCGGCAGAGACGCUGUGUGGGGGAGAGCUGGUGGAUGCGCUGCAGUUCGUCUGCGAAGACAGAGGCUUCUAUUUCAGUAGGCCGACCAGCAGGGGUAGCAACCGGCGCCCCCAGAACCGUGGGAUCGUAGAGGAGUGUUGUUUCCGUAGCUGUGACCUCAACCUGCUGGAGCAGUACUGUGCCAAACCCGCCAAGUCCGAAAGGGACGUGUCGGCCACCUCUCUACAGGUCAUACCCGUGAUGCCCGCACUAAAACAGGAAGUCCCAAGGAAGCAGCAUGUGACUGUGAAAACUUCCAAAUACGAGCUGUGGCAGAGGAAGGCGGCCCAGCGGCUCCGGAGGGGUGUCCCCGCCAUCCUGAGGGCCAAAAAGUUCCGAAGGCAGGCGGAGAAGAUUAAAGCCCAGGAGCAGUCGAUCUUCCACAGGCCCCUGAUCAGCCUGCCCAGCAAACUGCCUCCCGUGUUGCUCACCACGGACAACUUUGUCAACCACAAAUGAGCCCGCUGCCAGCCCUUUGCACAGACAAGAAGUUUUGAGGGUGAAAAAAAAAAAAAAAAAGACUAGGGGAUUAUAGCUUUGUCUCUGACGUCAUUUCUGUGGCAGUCCUCUUUGACCUCCCCUGCCCUGUCCGAGCCCACCAGUCCCUCCCCCCUGCUCUCUCGUCCACCACGUCUUGAACCCCUGGGCCUUUUUUCUAACGCCCCCCCCACCCCCACCCCCUCGACCCGACCCACCCUCCUCCGGCACACAAACAUGCCUUCACAUUCUUCCUGUCUGAACUCUUUCGCUCCCUCUCUCUUUCAGUCACUGAUACAAAAGGCACAAAACACAAACGUCGAACAAAAAGUUAACAAUUUGGCUGAACGCGAUUCAGGUGGAUCUUUAAGCAAAAGAGAAAAAGGGAAGGGAGAAACGAAGAUGAAAGAGAUCUGUGGUUUGCAAGUGUCAAGAGGACACCUAGCGGAAUGUUUUUUUCUGUGGAAGACAACCGAAAGUGAAGAGCAGCUUGCAUGAAAGAAUCCAUUCCACACCAUUUCUCCUGAGGCAAAAAGAAAAUCUCUUGUUAGUUUCUUUUUCUUAUUAGUUUGCACCUCUACCUAUAAAGGGACUUCCACACUGUAAGGAAUUAUUUUGUAAAAUUAGAUUCCUGUUCCAGCACCUUUUGAUCACAAACAAAAAGCAGAAAAGAGUCUGCAAAAUUGCACAUUGCCACGGAUUACGUCAAAGUAAAGAAAAAAAUGGCACUAUUUUUUUAUGAACAAUGAACGUGUAGCUUAAAAAAAUGUCAUGGUGCUAGCUUUGGGAAUGGACUCAAAGAAGAGGUUGAAAAGCACGUUUUUUUUUUUCUUUGAAUGAAUAUUAAAACUUUCCGUUUUAAGGAAAGUGUGACUUUAAAUAAGGAAAAUAAAGGAUAUGGGGGAGCUCCUGACAGUGGCAAUGUCAAGGGGAAGAGUCACUGAGGAAACAAAUGGGCUGUGCUGGCGUCUAGGCUCAUGGCGAGUGCUAGCGGCUGCUCAUUACAAGAUGGCCAGCAUCGCAGCGAGGAGGGACGCGAGACCGAGUCCUCAAUCCUCCUGUCCCUCCGAAGCUGCCGGACAAACGGAGCAGUGUGGGGACACAUGGGACACUGUGGACCGCCUGGAAUGGGACAGUACUACAGUUCUGGGACAGUACUUCCAGUUUGCCAUGGCUUUGCAGACUGCUCUGACAGGACGUAACAUGACAUGGACAAAGGACGAGUGGGAUAAUGAUGAUUAUAUUUUAUUUUGUCUUUUUUUCAUAUCAAUGUUUCAAUGAAAAAAAAAAAAAAAAAGGAAAACCCUGUCAGUUUCUGGUACCGUGACAUUCCUGUUUUUCCAAGUUAGGCAUUUUUUUGUUUUCAUGGUUAUUUUUUUAUGUUAUUUUACAGUUUUAAAGAAAGGCACAAAUUCAAUUCAAAGGGAAUAAAACAGCAAUAAUGUCAACUAACAUUUUAUUUUUAUUGUAUAUCAGUAGUAUUCACAUGCUUUUGCCUGAAAACAAAUACUUGAAAAUAUAUAUAUAUAUAUACACGUCUAUAUAUAUAUAUAUCUAUAUGUAUAGAUAUAUAUAUGUAAAUAUAUAGAUAUAUAAUUAGUUUCCAGGGACGUUGUGUUAUUUUCCUUUAGUCUGAGCUGUAUCUUGCGUAAUGAGCCGCCAAGCUUUUUUGUUUGUUGAAAUACAAAUAAGGGCACUGUAUAAAGGCAUUAUUUAUUUUGUUAUAAAAUAUAUUUGAAAAAAUUGGUCCAAAUAAUAUACGUAGCACUGAUGCUCAACUGACGGAUUUAUUUUGUAUGAUCUCUGUUUUCCAAUUGGAGUUGUAAGGCUUUUUUUGUAGAUGCUUUGUACCAAAAAUAAUGUCUGUUUUUUUUUUCUUUCCUUUUUUCAUUUGCCAUAGUUACUUUUUUAAAAGAAAAAUAAUACUUUAACAGCAGCAUAGCCUGGUUGUUAUGUCACAGAAAUAGGCACAUACUCUGAAUACGUUGGGUUUCCAGAAGCCUGUCAGGGUCGUCUGAGAAAAAGGAAAGCAUCGGCGAGUGACUUUCUCGAAAAAUACCUGCUUAACAUUGAUUGUACUCAAACCCACUAUGUUUUUAACGCCACUUUAGUAUUGGAUGGCAAAAUGGGGGAAAUGACCGGUUCUUCAGUCAAUCAUGUGUUUGUAAUUGUGCAUGGUGUCCUACGAUCCUCUGAGGAGCCUCUGAUAUGUGCCAGUGCCACUGAAUGCUGCUGAGUGUUGGUUGAAUCGUAAGCCCGCAAGCGUCCGCUCGGCUGUAGGUUUAGGGUUUCGCUCGUGAGUGAGUUCAACAAGUCAUCAUAUUGAUGCCCUAAUUGGAGGGGAUGAUGUGGCUAUGAUGCUAGCAACCAUCAGGGGGUCACGUAAAGGUCAUUGAAUGUCAAAUUGAGACAUCUAUCUAUCUGUCUAUCUAUCUACUUGUCUAUCUGUCUGUCUCUGAAGUCUCUUUUCAUUCAAUGGCCCUGGCCUCACGUAUCUUUCUUUGCAUGGCAUGUAUGCGGGUGUCGAUCACCCCUCACCAUCUUCAAUUAUGCAUUUGAUGAAGGGCUAUCAUGCUGAACCAUUUCUGAAGCACUCAGGAAAAACAGAACAAACAAACAAACAAACAACAAAAAAAAAAACGAUAUGUGCUCUCCGAGGGGGAAGUGGUGUAGCUUUAGGUGAUAAUCUUGUUGU
This is a messenger RNA of Salarias fasciatus (jewelled blenny), 3489 nucleotides long. RefSeq names its product insulin-like growth factor 2b (gene igf2b). Gene Ontology annotation, cellular component: extracellular region. The record is from RefSeq and is a predicted model, not a curated record. Lineage: Eukaryota; Metazoa; Chordata; Actinopteri; Blenniiformes; Blenniidae. Gene Ontology annotation, molecular function: insulin-like growth factor receptor binding; protein serine/threonine kinase activator activity; hormone activity. Gene Ontology annotation, biological process: positive regulation of MAPK cascade; positive regulation of vascular endothelial cell proliferation; positive regulation of transcription by RNA polymerase II. The transcript is spliced from 4 exons. Bases 129 to 776 code for a protein of 215 amino acids.